Labrus mixtus (cuckoo wrasse) is the source of this 4064-nucleotide messenger RNA. RefSeq lists its product as uncharacterized. Lineage: Eukaryota; Metazoa; Chordata; Actinopteri; Labriformes; Labridae. The transcript has 2 exons. The record is from RefSeq and is a predicted model, not a curated record. Gene Ontology annotation, biological process: regulation of apoptotic process. Bases 354 to 2972 code for a protein of 872 amino acids.
CAUAAAACCAGGAAGUUAGUAUCCAUACUGAAAUGUUCAGUAUACUGAGGUGGACCCAAAAACGGCAUACUGAAUGACCAGGAGAGUUCAGUAUACUGAAAAGUAGGUACUGCUUACUGACCUGUGACUAUUCGGAGAAUCUUCAGUAGCCCGAGUUCAGACCAGAUCCAAAUAUAAGUUGUGCUGUAACUGUGUACGAACUGUCACCGGUAUCCACAGACUGCGCUGAUGGGGAAGAGAAGUCAACACAGAGAUCCAAAGAGGGACCUUGGGACCAUCUUACCAGGGCCUGGGACCAGAUAAAGAAAACUCAGCUGCAACAUAAAGAAGAUAUUCAAGUUGAGAAAGAGAAGAUGGAAGAAGAAAAAGGAGAAACGGCCGUCACCUCCUCUGCUGGGAGUGAGGCCUGCAGCAGUGAGCAAACAGCUGAAUCCUCACAGGUGGGGAAGAUAAAUUUAGACAGAAAAGACCCGUUAUUUAAUACAGCGCUUCAAGAGUGUUUAAAGUAUCUUGACAAAUAUAGAGAAAUGCAUUUGACCUCAACCCAGUUAAAGGCCAUGAGUCUGAAAGAAGUGAGAAUAUCUGAGAGACAACUUGUCCAACUACUUCCUGUUUCUUCUCAAGAACCCACUAAAAAAAUGUUAUCCGAACUACGAAAAAAUGAAGACUACAGCGGUUUUAAUACUGUUCCACCUAUUCAAGGUAUGUCAGGAGGACUGUUUCCUGACUACAAUAGAACACCGACAUAUCAAUGCCAUGGUUUACAUUUGCCUGUAGAAACGUCACAUCCCUGCAACAUAAGCCUUCCUGAUUGUGGUUCUUCAUCCACGCUCUUCCGCUGGUCUUCAUCUCCUUGGCUUAGACACUGGAAUACGGUUGCAGAUGACUCAUUACCUACAGAGCAGGAACAGUUGAAUAAAGACAAAUCUGAGUCAUUACAACCAAAUGAAGAAAGUCAAACUUCCAUGUCAGACAGACACGCAACUAAAGAUGAGAAGAUUUUGGGACACAAUAAACAAAGUCAACAAUCAACUGAAUCAGGCUCCUCUCUUGUGUUUGGCAGGAGCCAGUGUGUGGAGAAAAGUAAUCAGCAGACACCAUACUUUCCCUCACCUUACAAUCGGUUUAUUCUGCCAUCACAUUACUUGUCACAUUACUUGUCGUGCCCACAAAGAACCCCUGAUAUUUUCCAAGGUCCCAUCAAUGAGGAGGAACAAAAAGAAGAGAAUCGCUCCAUCAGUGACCCUUUCAGCCUUUUUGAACAGCCUCAAAUUUCUUCAGAUGAUGUUAGUCUUCCACAUGACCACUCACAUGAAACAUCAGACCAAUUUGUUUGCAAAAGUGUCUUCCCCAUGAUUCCUCCCAAAAAACUAGGCAAACGUAGAUUUUCAAGUAAGCCUGUGGGUGAUCAUCAUACACUCGAAGAGACAAGGACUAGACGCUCUGAUUCUGAUCAGUGGCCCCUAUCCACUCUGGUUCCUCCUAUAGAUUACUGUUUUUUUACUAGUUUGAACAUGGAAGCCCAGACCUUAGAUCUCCAACAAUCAAGUGACACUGAAGAAAUUGGAGCACAAGAUCUAUUGGACUGCUUGUCUUUCCAGUCUGAACACAAGUCAGGAAGGGACAAUGCUGCUCAGGAAGAGCUGGAUGCAGCUGUUACAGCUGUGAGCUGCUCCGUACCAAACACCCAGCCAGCCCGUUCUCCGAUACAAAUCUGCUCCUCAGGUCCUGUUUUCAGAGCUUAUGGAUCCUUACCUCGUUCUUACAGCCUCCCCUCACUGAGUCACAUGACCUCUGCAGACAACACCUUAACACGGUCAUGUAGUUUACCUGAGCUUUGGUUAAAAGCCAGCUGUGAGCAGUUUACACCUGAUAUCAGUGAUGAUGAAGACGAUGAAACCUACAGGUUCCAGUGCUCCUGCCCGGGCCUGUACCAGUGCAGCGUGACUGGCCUGGUGUUCCACAUGGAGCGCGAAGGGGACGUGGUUUACAGGACGGUCCCCUGGAACAGGAAGUUACUGUCCAAUCAUCACAAGCAGCCUGCAGGACCGCUGUUCGACAUCAAAUGUGAGCAGCAGAGUGUGUGUCAGCUCCACCUCCCACACUGCCAGAUCCGCUCCUCAGGCAGACCUCAGUUCUUGUCGGUGGCUCACGUGAAUGAAGAGGGCAUCGAGUUCAUUGUCCCUCAUAACAUAACAGAAACUCACGUCAUCAUAAACAUCUCAGGCUUUUCUGGUUUCGGUAUCGUCAAGGAGGAAGACUCUCCACCUGACCCGGUCCGAGCGCUGGUUCUGCUGUUCUACAGGCCCCCGGCUAAUCCCGAUCCCAGCUCCCUCCUCAAGGUGUUGUUGCUGCCGACGAACGUGGUGCUCCGUGACGUGCUGCGCACCAGGAAGAAGUUAGUUGGAGAUGAGAGCUACAUAGAGACGUCCCCACACUGUAAACUGCACCCACAGCAGGAUUACACUCUGUCCACCUGUCCUGAAGACGACACUGUUCUAGUGGAGCCAACAGCAGCAGAGUUUGAAUGUCACAACUAUGACAACUACUUUCCAUCAUUCCAGGUGAAUUUAGAGCAGAUCAUGAAACACAUUACGCUGGUUUUGAGACAUACUACCGACUCCUGCAGUGUCUGGAAAAGACAAGUUUUUCUUUGGUCCUCUGGGGUAAACGGGUCCUGUGGGCCGAGCACCCUGAAACAGCCUGCAAAGCAGAGGCUGUUGGCCAUACGGUGCAGCUUCAUUGCGGGGGUAUCAGCACCUGUCCUCAAAAGUCUGCUGGACAAACUGUUUGAGGAAACGGUGAUGACCGACUCUGAGCGGGAGUCAACGGACGAGAUGCCAAACACAAGUGACAAAGCUCGCUCCGUAAUCGACACGGUGAGGAAGAAAGGUGAUGCUGCGAGUUCAAAGAUGAUUAAGGCUCUCUGUGACCUCGACCCCUUCCUCUGUAAACACCUGAGACUGAUCUGAAGCUGAAUGAAGGUGUUUGGUGUUGGACAUGGAGACCCAGGGGUUACUAACUGAUCUUUAAAAAUAUCUGUGGUAAGCUGAGUGUAUCAGGUGUGUAAUUUUAAAAUCGCUGAAUUCAGAAACGUUACAACUUGUGACCUUUCUAACUUAAUACAAAUUUAAAACACAUUUUAUAUCACAAAGUGUUUUUUUUUUAACUAAUCAAGAUGUUUCAGACUCAUUUGUUAAUGCAUUGUGAUUGCUAAAGGAUUUUUACUAUGCAAAGUGCCAUUUUUACAUACAUUGCUUUUCUUUCUUUCAAUUACAGUAUGUGUUUUUGUGUUAUUGCUUUUGUACCUUUAAAUCAUUCAAACAACAUACAAUUAAAUCAGUUGGUCUUUUAAAGUUAUGGUUAAAUAACUAUGUUCAGGGAGCCUGUCAUUGGUUUUUUUACAAAGUUUCAAUAAUUGUCAGAUCAUUAUUCCACGAUUCAUGAUAAUAUUCAUGAUAAAAGUGAAAAUAUGUUUUUCUUUUUGCUUUUAAGAUCAUGUUUUAAGCCUACUCAUUUUCCUUUUAGCAAUCAUUUUUUAAUCAUAAUUGUUUAUACCUUCAAUCAUAAUAUCUCUGUGGAUCUCCAAACAAGGAAUUUCAUUAAUUGAUUGCAUAUCUUAAUGAGCCAGCAGGGGGAGCCAUAUGCUUGUUAAUAAACCAUAUUGAAGAGUGGGGCUCAAGUUAAUGUUGAACUGUACAAUAAUAGUCUGCAAUUUUCUUCUUUUAAAAAUGUUUUUCAACCUUUGCUGCAGCAAAGAAAAUAUGUUGUUAUUUUUUUCCAUCCAUAUAGUUUAUGAUACCAUUUUUUCAAUAUCAUCAGAAGUUGAAUGUAAGAGAAGAACAGGAGGCUAAUUCUUACAUUUCAGACAUGUGUGUCAUCAGUGAAUUUUAACCAGCUUAAAAAUGUGUUUUGUAAGUGCUUUUAGGAUGAUUGAUUACUAAUAAAGAGUAAAAACCUAUUCCACAAUGAACUCCCCCAACCAAGUUCCCUCAAGUGGCAUUUUUGUAUUUUGUUUUUAUUUUAUUCAAUCAAUCAAUAAAUCAACACAUUUUUUAUUUGUA